Molecule: messenger RNA, 1830 nt
Organism: Daldinia childiae
Lineage: Eukaryota; Fungi; Ascomycota; Sordariomycetes; Xylariales; Hypoxylaceae
Product: Versicolorin B synthase
Exons: 2
Coding region: 1-1830 (609 amino acids)
Molecular function (GO): oxidoreductase activity, acting on CH-OH group of donors; flavin adenine dinucleotide binding
Source: RefSeq, a predicted model, not a curated record
AUGUCGGAAGUCUUCGACGUGGUGAUCGUUGGCGGGGGAACAGCCGGACUCGUGCUCGCUACUAGGCUCUCCGAGGACCCUAACUUGCAGAUAUUAGUCCUCGAGGCCGGCGAGGACUUAACCGAGGAUCCUAGAGUCAGCACCCCCUUUUUGGGAAGUUCCCUCACCCGUAGCUCCGCCGACUGGCAAUUUAGAACUGUCCCCCAGACAGGACUGGGAAAUCGAGAGACGGUUGUUCCUCGUGGACGAUUGUUAGGGGGUUGCAGUGCACUUAAUAACUUUCUCUUCGCUGCACCAUCUGAAUACAACGUUAACGCCUGGGCUGACCUGGGUAAUUCCGGCUGGGACUGGGCGUCCUUCUCUGGUUCUUUACGGAAAGCAUAUACCCUGACGAAGACUUCUAAGGAAACAGAGGGCAAUGGUCCCCUCGAAAUUAGUUUUCCUGAAGAUACCGAGUGGCUAAGGGUAUGGAAAGCUACACUAGCCAAUCUUGGAUAUCCUACGUCUCUAGAUUCGCUUUCUGGGGAAUUCUAUGGCGCCUAUUUGUCUGCCAUUAGCGUCGAUCAUGCCACCAAGCAGAGAAGCUAUUCUGGCAAUGCAUACCUUCAGCAAGCACGGUCGCGGCCUAAUCUAGCUGUUUAUACCGAGACGCAUGUCGAGAAGGUCCUUUUUGAUGGAUCGAACCCUACCAAGGCGACCGGUGUCCAGUAUAGUCAAGGCGGAUUAACCAAGAUAGCAACAGCUCGGAAAGAGAUCAUACUCAGUGCCGGCGCAAUCAACUCCCCCAAAAUACUCGAACUAUCCGGUAUUGGAGACGCAGAGCUCUUGAAGUCACUCGGAAUCAACGUGGUAGUCGAUAACAAACAUGUUGGCGAAAACCUUCAAAACCAUCCUACAGUUGGCAUGUGCUUCGAAGUCGUGGACCAGAAAGGCUUCGAGACGAUGGACGGUAUCCUACGGGGCGAAGCACCUGCUUUCGCCGCCGUUCAAGCAGAUUACGAGAACCAGGUCGGAUUUGGGACAAGAGGUAACCUCGAAGUCGCGGCACAACUACCCGUGCCCGGGAUCGAAACGCCUGAAGGGAAACGGGAGAUGGAGGAACUACUACUACGUAAUAAGGGGCUUCGAAACGACUCAGAAAAGACGACAGAAGCUUUUGCAAAAGCGCACGAAAACUUCGUCAGCUCGGUUCUCACCUCGCCUACCAAGCCUUCAGCUACAUACCUCACAAUCCCCGGCUUCGCAACCUACGCCGCCGACGGCACAAUAGCCGGCCCACCCCCCGGCAGCGAGAAAUACUACUCCGCCACGAUAACCCUCGCGCACCCUCUCUCCCGGGGCUCAGUACACAUAACAUCCGCCUCCUCCGCCGCCAUCGACCCCAAGUCCCUCACGCACCCCCUCGACGUCGAGAUCCUCGCGCGCCACCUGCACUUCCUACAAGCCACCAUCACAACCACCGCCCCAUUCGCCAACCAGCUCGUCGCCAACGGGAAGCGCAACCCGGGCGCCCCCGUUCCCUCUCUACCACCAUCUUCUUCACCCCCAUCUUCAUCCCCAUCGUCCCCCCACGACCACGAUCUCGAGGCCUCUCGACGCUACGUGCGCUCGUGUGCGACAAGCUCGCACGACUUCUCAGGGACGUGCGCUCAGAUGGCGCUCGCGCUCGGCGGCGUCGUAGACGACCGACUACGAGUCUACGGGUGCGCGGGCCUGCGCGUCUGCGACGCCGCCGUCUUCCCCAUCGGCGUCGGCGCUUGCUCCGCGGCCAGCGUCUACGCGCUUGCCGAGCAUGCGGCGGAGAUGAUUAGAUCGGACUUGGGGGUCUGA